Messenger RNA from Anoplopoma fimbria (sablefish), 1525 nucleotides. Its product is annotated as coiled-coil domain-containing protein 112. The record is from RefSeq and is a predicted model, not a curated record. The transcript has 14 exons. The coding region runs from base 1 to 1488 and encodes 495 amino acids. Lineage: Eukaryota; Metazoa; Chordata; Actinopteri; Perciformes; Anoplopomatidae.
AUGGCCACCCUAGCAACCGCACGAUGCGCUGAUACACAUUGCUCGAGAGAGGGAGGCUCCAGCAGCACCCCCCCUCCCGUCCGCAGGGACAGCGUGGACCAGAGGCUCGUCACGCAUGGAGUCGCUUCAUUUCUCAGAGAAGCCGAGAGAAACCGGAGGCAGAUUGAAAAGUUGGAGAAAGAGAGGACGUUGAGUGUUCAGUGCAGAAAGAAUGGCUGGACGGAUGUUCAUGGAGAACUGGAAGAGUAUGACAAAGUGCUGGAAGAAGAAAAAAAUGCUGAGAAGAUGAAUCUUCAAAGGCAGCUUGUGAAGAUUCAUAAUGGUGUGAGGAAGUUUCAGAGACAGCUAAUAGAUGUGAAGCCAACUCCUGAGUUGAUUGAAAGACUGAAGGAAAUAAUGUCGGAGGUGGAACUCUCAAUAAACUCCCUAAAAGAGGAACAGCGUUCAUGCUUUGAGGAACUUUUGAAAGAGGAGAGGACAUGCGGACAGGAGAUUGCUGCUUAUGAGAAGAAGAUUGAAAACUUCAGCAUUUCUGUCAAAUCCCCCAAGCUACACACAGCUCCUACUGUCAAGACCAAACCCCCAGACGGAGACCGCCCUCCAGAGGUCACAGCACUGGAGUGUUUCCUGCUGAAGACAGGAGGCGCUUGUGGUGGCUGGGACCAAUAUGACCACCAGGCCUUCCUAAAAGUUUGGACCAAGCACAGUGGGCAACCGGCCUACAGGAAAGAGGCCAAGCUGUACUUGCCUGGUAAAACACUGGAGGAGAUAGAGAAACACGAGGACUGGCAUCAGGAGCUGAUCUACCUACAGGACAAAAAGAGAGAGGCGAUACAGAGGUGGAAAGCCAGCAAGCAUCGGGAACGCCAGAACAGAAUACAGAGUCAGGAGGAGGAGGCGGGGAGGAGGGAGAAGGAGGCCAAGAGCCAGGCCCACCAACACAGGACUGAGGAGGAGAGGAGGGAGGCAGUGCGACAACUGGAAGAAUGGAAGGAAGAGAAGAGAAGGAAUAAAGAACAGGAGGAGGAGCAGAGGCUGGCUGAGGAAAUACAAAAGAGGAAACGGGCAAAGGAAGAGCGUCGCCGGCAGUUGGAAGUGAAGCUAACAAUUGAGGAGCAGUUACGACUGAGGAGAGAGGAGGAGGAAGAACAGAGGAGGAGGGGGAAAGAGGAGGAACAGAGGGAGAUGGACGAGAGGAGAAGGGAGGCAGCAAAGGUCAUCAAACGCUUUAAUGAAAGGGAUAUUAACAAGGUGGAGGCAAAGCUUCAGGAGAAACAGCUGAGGCUAAAAGAGGAAGAGGAAAGACAGAGGAGGAUCACUGCUAAGUUGAAGGAGAAGGUGGAUGGUCAAGUCAGCAGAGACCCCUCCAGGCUUACCCGUCCCACUAAGGGAUGGGAGGAGCGAAUGAAACACAUUGGAUCUUCAGGAGGAGGGCCUGUGCUACAGAUGUUUCACAGAGCUGUUCCAACAUGGAGAGAAGGCCUGUAAUGAGCAACUAUGGAAGACAACCAAACAGUCCUGAAAG